AUGGAGUCUAAGGGGCUAGCUCCUGUUAGUGGGGCUAUUGUUCUUGAUGCGUUUCAUGAAUACAUAUGUUGGGGAGAUAUUAAUGUGUACAAAGAGACCAUUAAGCAUGAUAAGUUGUCAUUUUCUGUUGUUAAGGGUAUUGCAAAAAGUUAUGGGUACAAAUCAGGGGACUUAAUUUACUACUUACUGCCAGGUAGUACUCUUCGAAAUGGCUUGAAAUUAAUUACAUCGAACUUUGAUGUACAUGAAAUGGUUCAAGCCCACUCAGGUCUACCAAUUGUUGAGUUGUACAUCAAUUCAUUUAGUGAGUCCAUACCUGACAUCGGUGAGGAGAACAAUGAUGAUGAUAAUGGUGAUGAUGAGGGGGGGUAUUCUAGGAUUGAGCGAGAUGAUCCAUAUUGGGAUGAGGUAGAUGAACCAGAUCUGUUCGUUGAGAAUAAUGAUGUUCCUAGGUCAUCUAUGGGGGGGGGGGGGGGGGGGGAGGGGAGGGAAAAUAGUGGGGAAGAUAGUGAUGGUGGUGAGGGUGAAGAGAGUGGUGAGGAUGGAGAGUGUGAAGAGGGUGGUGAAGACGAUGGUAGGUCAACAGUCGACCGUUCCAACAUUAGAUCUAAUGAUGAUGAUGAUGAUGCCAACUCAGACAUGGCACGUAGUGACAUUCUUACAUCUCCUCCCAAAAGUGAUGAGGAGUACGAGGUAGCCUCCCAGAGUCGGAUGAAACAUGUCACAAAGCGGUCUGAGUUUCAUACGACUGAUAUGGGUAAUAAUGAUUUUGUGAUUGGUCAGAAAUUCUCAUCGAUCCAGGUGUUUAGAGAUGCAGUUAGGGAGUCUAAUGUAAAUAUGGGGAAGGAUGUAAAGUUUAAGAGAAAUUACCUUGCUAAGUGUAUAGUAGUAUGCAGGGAUACAAGCUGUAAAUAUAGGAUUUAUGGGCGCCAGUGCAAGGAUGAGGAAUCCUUCGAAGUUAGAUCAUUUCAGCCCAUAUACAGCUGCAGGAGGAAACAUAAAAAUUCGAUUUUGAAAUCAAAGUGGAUUGCGGACAAGUUAAUUGACAAGUUCAGGGCACAACCCAACAUGCAUGUAAAAGCAAUUGUAGAUGAGGUGAAAGAUAGGUGGGGUGUUGAUGUGAAAGAGCAUAGAUUGUAUCGGGCUAGAAGACUAGCAAAAGAUAAGAUCUGUGACAAAAUGAACGAACAGUACAACAAACUAUGGGACUAUAUAGAGACAAUUAGAAGAACGAAUGUUGGCAGUUGUGUAAUGAUGAAGGUAGAUAGGCCUUUACCUUACAUCCCAGCAAAAUUUCAGCGGCUGUACUUGUCCUUAGCGGCCAUGAAGAGAGGCUUUCUUGUUGGUUGCCGUCCAAUCAUUGGCUUGGGCGGAUGCUUCUUAAAAGGCCCGCAUAAGGGCCAACUAUUGGCUGCAAUUUCGAGGGAUGCAAACAACCAGAUGUACCCAUUGGCAUUUGCGGUUGUGGAAGUUGAAAUCAAAGAGAGCUGGACAUGGUUUUUAGAAGCUUUGCUUUCGGACCUUGGCACUCCUUCCACAAAGGCAUGGACAUUCAUUUCUGAUCGUCAGAAGGGUUUGGUCCCGAGUUUGGAAGUUGUAGCUCCUGGUGCUGAGCACCGGAUUUGCUGUAUACAUUUGUACCCAAAUUACACAGAUGUAGGUCACAAAGGUUUGGCGUUGAAGGAUAAGCUAUGGACCGUAGCUGCAGGCUACAUAGAGGCUGAAUGGACUAGAGAAAUGGAGGAGUUAAAGAGUAUAAGCCUGGACGCGUACGAGUGCUUGUCCAAGAUUGACCCAAGUACGUGGUCGAGGGCUUGGUUCAGUACCUUCUCCAAGUGCGAUUUAAUUGUGAACAACCUCUCAGAGUGUUUCAAUUCGUGGAUUUUGAAACAACGUGACUUGCCAAUAAUAUUGCUACUGGAAAUGUUAAGGAAAAAAAUUGCUGAAGAGAUACCAAAAGAAGUGGGAAGCCAUCAUGAACAUGGAUGGUAG
Messenger RNA from Alnus glutinosa, 1992 nucleotides. RefSeq lists its product as uncharacterized. The transcript is spliced from 3 exons. Lineage: Eukaryota; Viridiplantae; Streptophyta; Magnoliopsida; Fagales; Betulaceae. The record is from RefSeq and is a predicted model, not a curated record. The coding region runs from base 1 to 1992 and encodes 663 amino acids.